Leptosia nina is the source of this 2292-nucleotide messenger RNA. The record is from the annotation of a GenBank genome assembly. NCBI's taxonomy places the organism in Eukaryota, Metazoa, Arthropoda, Insecta, Lepidoptera, Pieridae.
AUGCAGGAGUUCCGAGCUGAGAGGUGUGCUGGUCACUGGCUGCACGCAACGCUUGAACUCUCUUCAAAGAUGUCAAAAAUAUACGACGAUGUAGAUCCAGAUUACGCCGCAACGUGUAGCGACGUGACCUUGUAUUCCAAUAAGAAAGGUUUCUUCAAGAACUUGGCUGAUGAGGUGGUCUCAAUAGCUGAAUCCUCGGGCUUUACAGACAUAUUUGAAAGGGUGGACGAGAGAGCUAAAUUAGCUGCAGUCAUGGAAAAUGAAGCGAUUAUGCUUACACUGCGAGAUGCUUUCUCUCGAAUCCAGCCAAUUUUUAGAAGUAAAGAUGCAAGAGUAUCUCACGAGAAACGUUUGGCGGCCGAAUCUGCCCUACGAGAUGGUGACGUUACGAAAGCACUGACCCUGGCCAACCAGGCUGUUUUUCGGGCACCGAUGACUGAUGUCGAUGACGUAAUUGAUGGUGGGGUGUCCCUUGCGCUUGCCCUAUGGGCUAGAUCUGAAGUAUUACUAAAGUGUGACAAACCGUACGCCGCUUUGGAAGACCUGAAGGUGGCACUGAAAGAACGGCUCCCGUUGAAGAUGCGAGCUCAAUAUUAUUGGCGAAUGGGGCAUUGCUACAAAGGAGCGAAUGAGUCGACAAGAGCAAAAGUUUCUUACGAACUUGCUAUAAGAUUAUUAAGUAAGGAUGAAGACGCGAAGAAUCAAUUACAAAGGGAUAUAGAUUCACUGGACUAUGCUGUCGAAAAGACAAGUUUUCGGAAGAAUGAAGGUAUACAGGUAACGGGCGGAGCGAAACUAAGUAGGCCAAGUAUGUCAAAUUUGUUAAGAAUAACCGAGGAAGAAAACAAGGGGCGCUUUGUUGUAGCAGCUGGUCAGAUACAAACUGGCGACGUCCUUUUAGUGGACAGCCCCUACGCAUCGUGUCUCGAAUCGGAUUACUACGGAUCACAUUGUUCUCAUUGUUUCAAAAGACUCGAGAGUUGCGACAAUAGCGCGCCUAUUUGGUGUCCAAAUUGCUCGGCCGUUGGCUUCUGUAGCGUUAAAUGCCGUGAUGUUGCCGUGACAACCUACCAUUCGCACGAGUGUAAAUUCCUCGACCUUUUUAUAGGUUCUGGUAUGUCAGUACUUAGUCAUAUAGCUCUAAGAAUGAUAACGCAGGCAGGAUUAGAUACAAGUUUACGAAUAUACUCUAAUUAUAUUGACAAUGGUAUUAAAUCUACCAAAGAUGAUCAACUAGGCGAUAUCGAGGGUUCCAUGAAAAGGUUGAAAAUAAAAAGCAGGAAAGAGAGAAUAAACAGAUCAAAAAGAAAUCUCAAGAACUCCGAUUACGUUGUUAAUUUUGACGACACAAAGAGCAGUGAGAAUAAAGGCAGUUAUCAAGACAAUUUAGAGACAACAAUUGGUCAAGUAUACUCCUUAUGUACCCAUUCUACUGUAAGAAAAGGUCAGGAUUAUCUGAAACGAGUGGUAAUGGCUAUGUUUCUCACUGAGUGUCUCAAAAAGGGGGGUUUUUUCAAUCAAUUGGAUAAGGGGAGCGCGUUGAGGGCUGAAAGGACAAUUUGCGAACUUAUAAUCCACAACCUGCAACUGCUCCAGUUCAAUGCGCAUGAAAUUUAUGAAACUAUAAGAGGCCAGCAUACAUUUUCUGGUUCGAAGCCAAUCUAUGUUGCGGUCGGCCUUUACCCCACCGGAGCCUUGUUCAAUCACGAAUGCUACCCGGCCGUGGCGAGGUAUUUCGAAGGUAAUAAGAUUGUACUUCGUGCGAUUCGGCGUCUUCAGCCCGGCGAAAUUGUCUCUGAGAAUUAUGGACCACAUUUCUUGAUUAGAAAUCUCAAGGAGAGACGUAGGGCCCUCGCAUGCAGAUAUUGGUUUCGAUGCGAGUGUAUCGCGUGCAGAGAAGAGUGGCCAACGCUCAAGCAAACGUCAUCUAACUCGGCGAUUUACCUGCGGUGUCAGAACUUAGAUUGUUGCUAUAAAUAUCAAGCUUAUGCAAAAUGUCUACCAAAUCGAUGCCCUCGAUGCUCAACACUAAUCGAUCCCAAACUGGUAAAACUAUACAUGACUAAUAUUGACGAAUGUCACUCUCUGUAUCAAGAAGGGACUAGGUUCAUGGAGGAGGAAAAGAUUGAGGAUGCGAUCACAAGUUUUUGUAAAGGAGUGCAAAUUUUUCAUGAAGUAGCAGCACCGCCGGACAGAGACACUCAUCUGGCCCAGGAAUCGCUCAGAACUUGCUUUGCCGCUUUUGGGAACGUUCACAGCAUUUCUGAAACCACACUUAGCAAUGUAGUUUAA